AGCCUCCAUGAGAAUCGGAACGCUUCUGCUUCAAACCUGUCACAGCUUCUGUGGGCGGAAGAAGAUGAAAAUAACUACCACAGUUUUCUUGCGUCAAUAACCAGCAAAUAAAAGUCAACCACUUAGAUAGAUAUCAGAUAGAUAUCUGGCUCUGGCAAAAAUUUUAGCAAGGACUACACGAGUUAUUGUGAAGAACUACUAUAACUUAGACAACGCUGGAAGUAGGAGAACUGCAAGGCUCCAUUAUCAGGAAAGAUGCAACAGCGGUACUCCGCCACGCCGGGCGUGAUGAUGCCGCAAAUAGGCGCCGCGGUUCCCCGGCAGCACCAGAAGCAGCAGAGGGCACUGGUAAUUAUAUGGAGACGGCUGAUAAUGUUGAGUUGUCCUGACUGGGGCUGUUGCACUUGUAUCAGAACAUUUUGUACAUUUUCAUGGUCCACUACUUCUUGCCGGUGCGCGGUGCCAGCACAGCCACUCCCAUGCAAGACCGUAAAGAAAGAAUUUUGUCAUGCGAAAAAUUAAUACGUUGUCGAUGCAGCUGGUGCUGGAUCAUAUUCUUGAACGAAACACGACGAAUCGAAAUGAAUUUUCAGGUCGGUUUCCAGAACGUGUCAAAGUUCGUUCCACCAUCCUACGAGGGCGUGCAGCCGGACCAGCUCCCGUGCCCGGAUACGCCAUAUCCCACGAAAAACGCGUUUCGUUGUGACAAUUUAAUUUAGCGGAGGAGUUUGCAUGAAAAAUCACAAGACGAAAAGUAUUUGUCAAGUGCAGGUUUGUUUCCCGGAAGCUAGAAAUGAAUGCAAGAGUAGUACCGUGCAUCAUUGAUGCACGGAACUACUCUUGCAUGUGUACUGCAAUUAUACCAAUACGUGCUUGUGGUCUCCUGAUGUGUUCCAUUUCCAUUCUAUGCAUCACAAAUUCACAGAGAAGCUGCAGUUUGUUCCUCCCAUACGCCAAGUCCCAGAAGUAAUGGCUCGCCCGAAGAAGAGGGUAUCGUGAGAAAAAACUGUCUCAGUCUUAAUAAACCUUUGCAGACUCACCAAUAGAAAUGUGCUCAACAGCAUGACCCGGAAAAUUGUAACCUGUGAUGCGUUUACACCACAGCAAGAGAAAUAAACACAUACAUAGAUCUGAAAGAAUAGUUUCCUGGAUCUCCAGCAUGACAAAAAUCUGUCUCUAGGAAGUUUCGCAUUACAAGUUGAGACUCUGACACCGUUUUUUCUUGCGAUAGAGGACGCUGAGCAGUUACACGACAACUAUGAGCGUGCACAAUAUUACAUCUUCCCCCUCGUCUUCUUCAUUUAGAGAGCAAAAGUAGCAACAGAAGUGGUAGCAAAAAUGCAGUUUCUGCAUGACAAACUUACAGCAGGACAACUUCUGUAGUAAGUGCCUACCAUGUAGUGGGCUCCUGUCAUGCAUAAGAAUGACAAAAGAACACAUACACAGCUGGAGUUGCGAUUUUACGAUGAGAAAUAAGAAUAUUAAAAGGGGACGACAAGAACUAUCCAUGCACUCUCAUAGCAACCAGAACAACUACACAAAAGCGAGUGAGAAGCUGAUGGACCAGAAACCACCACAGCAUGCAUAUUCUGGAGGCAGCCGUAAAAGUUUUAUUUUGCAUUGCCUCAAUUUUGUUCUCUUUCCAGUAUCUUUUUGCAGGAAUGAUCAAUGACACGAGUAAAUUAUGCGAAGAUCAUUUAUCACGGCGGCAAGGACUGGACCUACGGCUACGUCAUGUUUAUGCACCAGAAGAAAUACUGGAGUCACUUUGCAACUUACACGACAAAAACAGGAGCGCACGGUAGCAGGCAAGGGAGAGAACCGGAGCAGGACCACUACAACCAGCACCCAAAAUAUGGAGGCGUCAGAAUCGAAAUUGACAAAGUCGAAAAAUUUGUGAUGCACAAAAUUGAUGCCAGUUGGGGCCUCAGUUUCUAAGUGGCGUAUGACAAAUUUCGGGAGUAAGUACCCACAUCCAGUUUGUCCUGCUGUUUGGGCAAAGAAGACUGCUCCUUUCGUGCUACUCUGGCAGCACAUUAUCUACCCCGAAGCCACAGGCUUGCAUUUGCCUUCUACCCACUACAGGCCUUGCGUGCCCUAAGUACAUUUUAUGCAUCAUAAAUUAUUCGAUUUUGUCGAUUUCGAUUCUGACACUUCCAUAUAAAAAUCAUAAAUGGACAGGAGGUUUUCCCGCCCGGAACGUUUGUCGAGUAUAGUGUGCGUGUCAUGUUGCAGUUGCACAUAGGAAAUAAUGCAUGACAGCUGCUUUCCCUUUGCUUCUAUCCGCAGCUUGCAUGCAUUCUGGCAUGACAAAUGAUUUUAUUUUUCACCUCCCACCAGGUACCGUUCGCGAACAAUGCAGAACCGGUGGAUCUUGGCAAAGGUCGAGUCAUUCGAUGACAAGAACCGGGUGUACAGACUAGACGUCCAGCCUAAAGCGCCCAUGGACCGGGUAAGGCUACGGGAAAACAAGGACGAGACAGGGGUAGUGCAGCAAAGGCACUCCGACCACGCGGCGGGUGGCAUAGUACCACAGCACGGCGGUAUAGAAGUAAAGCUCUUGCCGAAUGACGUGACCGUGAGGAACUUCUCUAUUGCGCAUGGCAGAUUUACUCAUGUUAGCUGUCUCUUCAUGUGAUGAACAUGAACUGCCAAUGAUUUAUGAUUAUCAGGUGACCAGCAGGCAGGCAACGUCCAGCCCGAGGUAAGUCCACUGCACGAGCCGCUAGACCUACGCAUUGCAAAUAUGUCUGGGUCUGGAAGCUUGUGAUGCUAGUUUGUGAAUUAUUUAUCGUGGGCGCACUGCAAUAAGCAGCCACGCGUGACUAGUCCCUGGGCUUCUUUUGUGUUUCGCUUUCCGCAUGACAAACUGCACAGUGCAGAUUCAAGAGUCAACAUAUGAGACAAGCAUGACAAACUUGCACAAAUUUCCAGACCCAGACAUGUUUGAAUUUGAUAAGACCCCGUGGGAGACGACAAUCGAGCAAUGUCGCACGACCAGGUUUAUCGUUUUUUGUCAUGCAUAGAAUUCAUCAUGCAGUUAGUAGCAGUGGGAUUUUUAUCAUGCACAGUUGCAACACAACAAAAAUCAAAAUAAAAUACGCAAGCUACACCAAUAAAUCACGACAGCUCCUGCAAAAGUGCCGGGACCUGGAGCUUACCAAUGCAAAGAUCAUGGAAGAGAAUCGGGAAUUGAAAUCACAGCUGGACUUACGAAAUUUUUGAAAACACAAUAGCACUAUGUGUAUUAAUCCUGCAUGACAAAACUACCCUGAUACCUGAUGCAGCAUGACAAGUUGGGACUUCUUUCGUUUUAUUCACCUUGCGGAAAUCAUUUGUGAUGCUGGAUCGUCGUGGUCAACAGUUUUACAGCGUUCGUGUCAUUGUGUUUUCCAACUGCCAUAUCACAAGGAGAAGUCCCGUAGUCGAGUAUCCUAAUUAAAAACGUACCCACACCAGAGUUGUGAUGCAGAUUUGCAAAGACAGGAAGACUUGUAAUGCGCAUCCCCAUGAGUAUGAGAGCCAUUUCCACUCGUGUUUUGGAAUUUGCGACUCUGUGAACAGGAUGAGCAGAUGAAUUUGAGAUCCGGCUGCACUUGCUAACCUGCACUACACUGCAUAGCGCAACUUGUCAUGCGUGACUCACAAAGCCCCUAGGUUUGUGUUGCAAAAUCCUCACCCUGACUCUGGUGUGGGUACGUUUUUGACUCAGGAUAUCGAGCUCUGGAAGCACAGCUUUCGGGGAGGUAG
Molecule: messenger RNA, 3750 nt
Organism: Amoebophrya sp. A120
Lineage: Eukaryota; Dinophyceae; Syndiniales; Amoebophryaceae
Source: the annotation of a GenBank genome assembly